Messenger RNA from Myotis brandtii (Brandt's bat), 1939 nucleotides. RefSeq names its product autophagy related 4A, cysteine peptidase (gene ATG4A). Lineage: Eukaryota; Metazoa; Chordata; Mammalia; Chiroptera; Vespertilionidae. The record is from RefSeq and is a predicted model, not a curated record. Gene Ontology annotation, molecular function: protein-phosphatidylethanolamide deconjugating activity. The transcript is spliced from 15 exons. Bases 212 to 1471 code for a protein of 419 amino acids.
AGCAUGGCACUGGUAGGAAGAGACAUGAAGAUGGACAGGGCCUGUGCGCAGGCGAGCAGAGGCUGGGAAGACCAGGACACUAAGUGGACCCAGGAGUAAGGGGGAACCCGUUCACAUGAGGCUUUUAGGGACUGCUUUGGGAGAGACCCUGCAGCUACUUGUAGCUGCACAGAAGGACCCCUACCUUCUCUGAGCUCCUCUUUCUUAGGGGAUGGGGAAACUCCAAGAAUUGAGAGGAGAAGUUUUAUCCAAGUAUGAAAACCAAAUUACUAUUUUUGCUGACUACCUAGAAGAAUUUCCAGAUACAGAUGACCUGGUAUGGAUCUUGGGGAAACAGCAUCUCCUUAAAACAGAAAAAUCUAAGCUGUUGUCUGAUAUAAGUGCUCGUCUAUGGUUUACAUACAGAAGGAAAUUUUCACCAAUUGGAGGAACGGGCCCUUCAUCAGAUGCUGGCUGGGGAUGUAUGCUACGCUGUGGACAGAUGAUGCUGGCUCAAGCCCUUAUCUGCAGACACUUGGGAAGGGACUGGAACUGGGAGAAACAAAAAGAACAACCCAAAGAAUACCAGCGGAUCCUACAGUGCUUCUUAGAUAGAAAAGACUGUUGCUACUCUAUCCAUCAAAUGGCACAAAUGGGUGUAGGAGAAGGAAAGUCAAUUGGCGAAUGGUUUGGACCAAAUACAGUUGCACAGGUGUUAAAAAAACUUGCUUUAUUUGACGAAUGGAAUUCCUUGGCUGUUUAUGUUUCAAUGGAUAACACAGUGGUCAUUGAAGAUAUCAAAAAAAUGUGCCGUGUCCUUCCCUUGAGUACUGAUACAGACGGUGAGAGUCCCCCUGAUUCUCUGAAUGCUUCGAACCACAGUAAGGCCACCUCUGCCUGCUGCCCAGCCUGGAAAUCCCUGCUGCUCAUUGUGCCCCUCCGCCUGGGCAUAAACCAAAUCAAUCCUGUCUAUGUUGAUGCAUUCAAAGAGUGUUUUAAGAUGCCACAGUCUUUAGGGGCAUUAGGAGGAAAACCAAAUAACGCCUAUUAUUUCAUAGGAUUCUUAGGGAAGCUGGGAGAAGCUCUUGCUGUGAGAAACUCUGGCCAAGGUGAUGAGCUCAUUUUCCUGGACCCUCACACAACCCAGACCUUUGUUGACACUGAAGAGGAUGGAACCGUUGAUGAUCAGACUUUCCAUUGUCUGCAGUCGCCACAACGAAUGAAUAUUCUGAACUUGGAUCCUUCCGUGGCAUUGGGAUUUUUCUGCAAAGAAGAAAAAGACUUUGAUAACUGGUGUAGUCUUGUUCAAAAGGAAAUUCUAAAGGAAAACUUAAGGAUGUUUGAAUUAGUUCAGAAACAUCCAUCGCACUGGCCUCCCUUUGUACCUCCAGCCAAACCAGAGGUAACAACCACUGGGGCAGAAUUCAUUGACUCUACUGAACAACUAGAGGAGUUUGACUUGGAGGAAGAUUUCGAGAUUCUGAGUGUAUAAAAUAGUAGGAACUCAACCUUAAGAUUUGUCUUCCAUCUGGCACCAGAAGAACAUGAACUCAUUACAUAAAACUUUUGUAGUCAGCAAGUGCCUGUUAUGCCAACAGCAUACAAACUUGAUAGCAAUCAAUCAUGACUGAGCCAAUCACCGCUUCUCAGAAAAAACAUUUAACAAUCCUCUCCCAGAAAGAACUAAAACAAUCAUGGGAUCUAGGAGCAGAAAGAUUAGGAGCCAUUCUUUGCUUCUCAGCUUGUCUUACUUGGCCAUAGUGACUCUGCCACUACUGAAAUGAGGAGGUGGACUUCUGGAAGAUAGACAGCAACUCCCACCUUGCUUCAAGCACCAGCAGAUGAGAAAUGGUUACCCGUGCUUCCGCACCCUUUUAGGUGUGACCUCUUUUGGGCUAAAUACUAAGAAGCAGUCUGUUCUUUUGCUCUAAUAAUAAAGUGAUUACACCAGGGAGAAAAA